AUGGUGUUCGAUGGGCCUGUUUCGUUCGGCUACUGCACGCUGCUGCACCUGGGCGUUGAUAUAACGGAUGGUGAGGAAGCAGGCUCCGGAUCCAAACAGCACCUCUCGUUUCCCCACGAAACUAUAGAUGAUGCAGAGCAUAUUAGGGAUAAUGAGAACAAUAGCCAGCACUGUCUUAUUAGCUGUGUUAUGCGCAUAUGUUCCCAACUAAUAAUCAUAAUAUGUUUCAAUGAACCCCCUGUGUUCACAUUGUGUCAGUGGUUAUGA
This is a messenger RNA of Babesia bigemina, 267 nucleotides long. RefSeq lists its product as hypothetical. Lineage: Eukaryota; Apicomplexa; Aconoidasida; Piroplasmida; Babesiidae. The transcript has a single exon. The record is from RefSeq and is a predicted model, not a curated record. The coding region runs from base 1 to 267 and encodes 88 amino acids.